Messenger RNA from Micropterus salmoides (largemouth bass), 1206 nucleotides. Its product is annotated as olfactory receptor 51E1-like. The transcript has 3 exons. Gene Ontology annotation, molecular function: olfactory receptor activity; G protein-coupled receptor activity. The coding region runs from base 1 to 1206 and encodes 401 amino acids. Gene Ontology annotation, biological process: G protein-coupled receptor signaling pathway. The record is from RefSeq and is a predicted model, not a curated record. Gene Ontology annotation, cellular component: membrane. Lineage: Eukaryota; Metazoa; Chordata; Actinopteri; Centrarchiformes; Centrarchidae.
AUGAUUAAUUCAACUUUAUCAAAUUUAUCUUAUUUUAUUCUUGGAGCUUAUUUGCAUGUUGGAAACUUAAGAUACUUUUAUUUCCUGAUAACUGCUUUGCUUUACAUUGUAAUUGUUGCAGUCAACAUGUCUCUCAUUGUGGUUAUCUGUAUGAACAGAAGCUUACAUGAACCUAUGUACCUUUUUCUGUGCAGCCUGUUUGUAAAUGAGCUGUAUGGUAGUACAGGGUUGUUUCCAUUCCUUCUGCUUCAGAUUCUCUCUGACAUUCACACUGUUUCUGCUCCCUUUUGUUACCUGCAGAUUUUCUCUUUGUACUCUUAUGGAAGUAUAGAAUUUGCCAAUUUAGCCGUCAUGUCUUACGACAGAUAUCUUGCUAUCUGUUGUCCUCUACAAUAUAACACACGCAUGACUUUAAACAAGGUAUUUAUAUUUAUCAUUGUGAUAUGGUUGUACUCUUGUGUGAAUAUUCUAAUUCCUUUAACCCUAAACAUCCGGUUGACUCUGUGUGGACACAUCAUUAACAGUUUGUAUUGUCAUAACUACCUAGUAGUUAAGUUGGCGUGCUCUGACACCAGACUGAAUGACAUUUAUGGACUUUUUGUUGUUGUUCUCUCCAUCGUAGUCCCUCUGCUGCCAAUAAUUUUCUCUUACAUAAAAAUUCUUAAGGUUUGUUUUGCUGCUUCCAAACAGACCAGACAGAAAGCUGUCAGUACCUGCACACCUCAGCUUGUGUCUCUGUUGAACUUUUCCUUUGGCUGCAGCUUUGAGAUACUUCAGAGCAGAUUUGAUAUGACCGGUGUUCCCAGUGUGCUGCGUAUCAUUCUCUCUCUGUAUUUUCUCAUCAUACAACCACUUUUGAAUCCUAUCAUGUAUGGAAUGCAAAUGAAACCCAUUUCGGCCGCUUGUACCCGCAAUUUCGUUCCUCCUGCCAAAGGGGAGUGUCUGAAACAGUUUAUUUCUGGGAUGGGAGGGGUCCGCCACAAUCUUUCCUCCACACCUCAGAGUCUUGGAGGUGUACAGGUCCUGAAGAGACGGAAGGUGACAACCAAUCACCUUCUCUCUGAAGAGCGAAUGAUAGACUGCAGUCUGCCCUUGUCCCUGGCGGUGUCAGCAGCGUACCAGAUGGUGACGAAGGAGGUGAGGAUGAACUCCAUGAGUGUUCGCAGGCCGAACUUCUUCUGUACAUCCUCGGCUGGACCUUCUUAG